GGCAGCUGUAGCACAUACACUCGCACACAUUCACUCGUAAACGUUUGCGCAAAGAAAAAACACCGAAAAUUUGCAUCUGAAAAAUACGCGUAAAAUUAUUGAAUUAUAAACAAAUAAUUGAAUAAAUACGCUUGAAAAAUGUCGAUCGGUGUACCAAUCAAAGUUCUGCACGAGGCUGAGGGCCAUAUAAUCACUUGCGAGACUAUCACCGGUGAAGUCUACCGCGGCAAGCUAAUCGAGGCAGAGGACAACAUGAAUUGCCAAAUGACACAAAUUACGGUUACAUAUCGAGAUGGACGCACGGCCAAUCUAGAGAAUGUGUAUAUACGCGGCUCGAAGAUACGUUUUCUCAUACUGCCCGACAUGUUGAAGAAUGCACCGAUGUUUAAAAAGCAGACCGGCAAAGGUCUAGGUGGCACAGCGGGCCGCGGCAAAGCAGCAAUAUUGCGAGCACAGGCGCGAGGUAGGGGCAGAGGAACGGGUCCGCCGGGAGGAGGACGUGGUGGUGGCGGCCCACCUGGUGCACCCGGUGGUGGCGGACGCGGCGCAUGGCAAGGCGGCCCAACAGGCGGACGUGGACGCGGCGGCUUGUAAACGAAGGAAGCGAACGGGUGCACAUUCUACUAAUAUAAUUUAAGGGCAUUUAAUCUUAGCGGGCGGGACGCAUAAACAAAAAUACAUAACAUGUUGAAAACCUUAUUAUAAAGUGAAAGAGAACAAAUAAGACGAUAAAAAACUUGAAUUUCAAAAUGUGAAA
Messenger RNA from Drosophila mojavensis, 757 nucleotides. It is a transcript of the gene SmD3, whose product is annotated as small nuclear ribonucleoprotein Sm D3. Gene Ontology annotation, biological process: RNA processing; spliceosomal snRNP assembly. Lineage: Eukaryota; Metazoa; Arthropoda; Insecta; Diptera; Drosophilidae. Bases 139 to 594 code for a protein of 151 amino acids. Gene Ontology annotation, cellular component: U1 snRNP; spliceosomal tri-snRNP complex; precatalytic spliceosome. The transcript has 2 exons. The record is from RefSeq and is a predicted model, not a curated record. Gene Ontology annotation, molecular function: RNA binding.